Messenger RNA from Biomphalaria glabrata, 705 nucleotides. Its product is annotated as anaphase-promoting complex subunit 15B-like. Bases 162 to 473 code for a protein of 103 amino acids. The transcript has 4 exons. Gene Ontology annotation, biological process: regulation of mitotic cell cycle spindle assembly checkpoint. Lineage: Eukaryota; Metazoa; Mollusca; Gastropoda; Planorbidae. The record is from RefSeq and is a predicted model, not a curated record. Gene Ontology annotation, cellular component: anaphase-promoting complex.
UAUGUUUAGACAACUAAGAUUACACACUUUCAAAUGUUUAUAAACAAUCAGAUAUGUGGUAGUGCUAGAAUCUAGACUAGAUCUAGAUACCGAUUCUUGAUCAACUUGUUAUCAAAAGAAUCUAGAUCUAGAGGUUAUAGACUAUUCAUUAGUCAAACAAAAUGUCAAACCCUUAUUUUCCUUCUUCAUUACCUAGAGUGGAGGAUUCUCUGUGGUUCAGCAUUGACAAGCCGAGAGAUGAUGAAAACGAACUUGCUCUGCUAGAACAGAAACAUCAAACUUGGAUGAUUGCUAUUGCACAGAAAGAUAACAACAUUGUUCCUAUUGGCAAAUCAUCCGAACAUUUGGAAGAAGAAGAGGAAGAGGACGAUGAAGAGGAGUGUGAGGAGGAAGAAGAGAGUGAUACAAAUGAUGAUCCAGAUACAGACAUGAUGGAUGAAAGAGAUUCAAAUGACGAGGCUAGUACAUAUUAGUUUGACUUGAAAGUUUUGUGGAAGUCUGUGAGCUGCAUACAGCGAUCUACUUUAUCUUGUACAUAGGGAUAUCAGAGUAUGAAUAUUUAUUGGAAAGAUUGUACUUAUAAUUAUGGUUUAAAUGAUUAUGAUUGUGUCUUGGACUGGUCAAGUUUUGUUUCAUGUUUCACCGUAGCUCAAUUCUAAAAUGUCUAGUGAGAAAUGGAUUUAUGAAUAAACAUGUUUCACUUCA